AUGUCGACAACCCGCCUACCCAACAUUCCAUCCCUCCGAAAACAGCAGCUUCUCCUGGAAUUUGCAAGCUUGCAACAUGCAGCCCCUCCGGGCACCUACGUGAGCCUCAGUCCCGGGGACCCAACGCUCUGGUCUGGCGUCAUAUUUGUCCGCUCGGGCCCUUAUGCCUCCGCCGUCCUGCGUUUCCAGAUCCGCUUUCCCGACUCAUAUCCCAACAUGCCACCCAUGGUCAACUUCGCGACCGACCUCUUCCACCCCCUGAUUGUGCCUCUUACUACUUACACCUUCAGCACGGGCGCCUCAACCGAAGACCCUGUCAGCGCUACCGACGAUGAGCGCCUCCCACCCGGCGGAUUCAGUCUCCGACACGGGUUCCCCCACUGGUUCGGUCGGGCCAAACGAGGCGGAGCCAACCCAUCGACCGCUUCGUCUCGCGCCGUGAGCGUGCGCAAUUCGACCAUCAGUAACACUACCGGAGGCGGAGGUGGGAAGAGACCCGAUACGCCGGCCAGCAAAGGGCUUGGACCGGACAAAGACCAUGAAUCCACACCCACCUCGCCCACAGCCCCGUCUAUAGACGAGACCGAGCCUACGUCGCCGCUGGUGGAUGGACGCCCAACAAAACCGAGGAAGACAGUCCCCGUCGCAGUGCUUCUCGAAUACAUCCGCUCGACCUUCGACGAUGCGGAUGUUCUGGACUCCUUGCCGCUGGAGGCGGCCGCGAACCCGAGCGCGUGGCAUGCGUGGAAGGCUCAUCGUAAGGGAAACGCUGGCAGCGCCACCAUCACAACCGCUGGUAUCUCGGUCGAGUCGAUGAAGAAGGCCGGAAGCCCGCAGGCCAGGCUACCUGGGGAUUGGCAUUGGGAUGGGAUCUGGGUGCGACGCGUGCAGAGUGAGAUCGAGGCGAGUGUUUCGGAUUUGACGUUGUAUGGGGCUCCGCGGGGAGGCACGGAUGAGAUGAUUCGCUUCUCGCGGAUGGAUGAUGCUUCGCUUGCUUCGGUGAAGGAGAAGAUUAUUUCCACGGAGGAAGGGGAUGCAUGAAUACAAUUCCACCUAGAUGCUUCGAUAUACCCAUGGUUGUAUCAUUAUAGUCAGUUGAGCUGAUAUAUAGACUUACCUUGC
Aspergillus saccharolyticus JOP 1030-1 is the source of this 1122-nucleotide messenger RNA. Its product is annotated as putative ubiquitin-conjugating enzyme. The record is from RefSeq and is a predicted model, not a curated record. NCBI's taxonomy places the organism in Eukaryota, Fungi, Ascomycota, Eurotiomycetes, Eurotiales, Aspergillaceae. The transcript has 4 exons. Bases 1 to 1041 code for a protein of 346 amino acids.